This is a messenger RNA of Rotaria socialis, 1200 nucleotides long. NCBI's taxonomy places the organism in Eukaryota, Metazoa, Rotifera, Eurotatoria, Philodinida, Philodinidae. The record is from the annotation of a GenBank genome assembly.
AUGGCAUCUUCAUUAUCACCAGGGGUAAUCUCAUUGGAUGCAAAUGUAGAUGGUCGGAGUGAUGAAAGUAACGGCGAAGAAGAAGUUCGUUCAUCGGCAAAAACGCGUACAGCUUAUUCAUGCAUACAAAUUAUCAAAGAAAAUCAUCGACAACAAAUCUAUGCAGUAGAAAUAAAUAAUCAAGUACAAUAUCCAGAUGGAAUUCUAUUUGCUAGUGUUGGUGCAAAUUCUAUUCAAGUAUAUAAAUUUGAUACGAAUACAAAUAAAACUCAAUUAGUUCAUGCAUAUCUUGAUCCAGAUGCAAAUGAAGAAUAUUUUGCAUGUGCCUGGACAACAAUUGAUGAUAAAACUGAAAAUUCACCCAAAGUUUUAUUAGCGGCCGGUGGAGAACGCGGUGUUAUUCGUAUUCUUGAUAUUAAUCGUAAAUCACAACAUACUGCACUUUUACAAACCGGCGCUAUCAAUCAUUUGACAUUCGCUAAAGCUAAACCCAAUCUGUUAUGUACAGCCAGUAAAAAUUUUACGGUCACACUCUGGGAUGUUCUUUCAUCAAUGUGUCUUGUUGUAUUUCAUGGGCCCAAUGGUCAUACAGAUCAAGUGCUCUGUGUGGAUAUAAAUGAUAAAUGCACGAUGCUUGCUUCAGCUAGUAUGGAUCGCUCCGUAUUUGUAUGGUCAUUAACAAGUGAAAAAGUUCGAGAACAAAUUGAUUUAGCUGAAAAUCCAAUGCAUGAACAACAGCGUCGAUUAAUAAAAGCAUAUGCUGUAGCUUUUCCAGAUAUUGAAGCGAAAGCUAAAACACUUCACUCACAUUAUGUUGAUAAUGUACAAUGGUAUGGUGAUGCAUUGAUUUCUCGAUCUGCCGAUAAUACUUUCUGUUUAUGGCAACCUAUUCUUGGUAGUACAACAAAAGCAUCAUCAUUUAAAUUACUUCUGAAAUGGAUUGUACAUGAAAAGGAAUAUAUUUGGUUUUUAAAACUUGAUAUUUGUCGUGCUAGUCAAUUGCUUGCCAUUGGGACAUUAGAUGGUCAAAUACAAGUAUGGGAUCUUCGUCAUCAUAUGCAUAAUCCAGCCGUCGACUUUGUAAAAUUGAAAAAUAUGAAUUCAAAAGCAAAAAUAAGUCGUGUAUCAUUCAAUUAUGAUGGCUCAAUAUUGGUUGCCUGUUCCGAUGAUAGUCGCAUAUUUAUUUGGAAACGUAAAUGA